This is a messenger RNA of Belonocnema kinseyi, 420 nucleotides long. RefSeq lists its product as uncharacterized. The transcript has a single exon. The record is from RefSeq and is a predicted model, not a curated record. The coding region runs from base 1 to 420 and encodes 139 amino acids. Lineage: Eukaryota; Metazoa; Arthropoda; Insecta; Hymenoptera; Cynipidae.
AUGGUUGCCAUGUUAACACGGCUUAUGCCGAAUAUAACCGGCCCAAGAAGUUCUAAACAAAGAAUUCUUAUGAGCGUAGCAAACUCUAUUUUUUUUUACGGAGCAGAGGUGUGGGCUGAUGCUCUCAAAGUGAAAUGCCGACGCAAUCGUCUUCUGAAGGUGCAAUAUAAGGGUGCACUCAGAGUUGCUUGCGCUUACAGAUUGGUCUCCGUUCCAGCUGUACUUGUUAUAGCGGGGUGCAUUCAAGUUGACCUUCAAGCAGCUGAGAGGAAGAGAAUCUACGAGGCAAAAAUAGAAGGAGCUGAUAGGAACAUCUAUUCCAUGGAAAGAAGUACGACUCCUCAGAAAUGGCAACAGAAAUGGAGAGAAGAAACGAGAGGCAGAUGGACUGCAAGGUUAAUAGGAGAAGUGCAACCGUAG